GAUUUCAGUCCGCGUCGUUCAAUGAUUCUAUAUUUUCUGGUAAUUUUCAGUCGUUUUUUGGUCUGUUAAAGAGAAUGGAGGCGUUCAGGGAUGCAAUUCGCAGCGUCAUGAGCGGGUCGUCUGACGACCAACAGUUAGACUGCGUGCUAAUGGCUUCCGUCCAGAAGCAGCUGACUGAAGUCGCAGACGCUGUAGCCUCAGUUUGGCCACUGGCUGCUCUGUCGGAUCCAGAGAGACGUGAGUGUGCCAAGACUUCGGCUGUGAAACAAUUUCUGGCGAAAAGCAUUGUUUACGAUGACGUUCGCAACUCUAUCGAGGCAGACGCUUACUUCGUGAUGGAAGGACGGUGUACUUGUCUGCAGCGACUAMGGGUCCGUAAGACGACAGAGUAUGGCCGCAACUAUUUCACGCUGAUCCGUGACCAUGACAGAAACAGCCAAUCAAAUUUGGACUUAAAUAAAAACGUACAGACAGUUUACGUGAAAAUGACUGAUCUACGUCCAGGUUCGGUUUUCGGCCUGGGCGAAAGGUGUUCAGGGCGAAUAGUGAUAGCUACCACCGACGUCAAGUGUUUGCUGGUCCCGUUGGCGUUCCUCGCCAAGCACAACACGUCCAACAUUUGGGGUCGGACUGUAUGCUCUCUGAACGGUACCAACCCGACGGCUGAACAGUCGUUCCGGAAGUUUGUCGUGGAAAACAGAUGGGCAGAGUACAAGAAGUCGUUAGCAGACGACUUGUUCCGGAAACGCCGACCAUAG
Messenger RNA from Diuraphis noxia (Russian wheat aphid), 758 nucleotides. RefSeq lists its product as uncharacterized. NCBI's taxonomy places the organism in Eukaryota, Metazoa, Arthropoda, Insecta, Hemiptera, Aphididae. The record is from RefSeq and is a predicted model, not a curated record.